AUACAUAUCUAUACGCAAAUAUAUACGCCCGAAGCUAUAUAUAGAAGAAGAUUAUUGUUCAUGUAAAGAAACAUUUUUUCCGACAAGGAUAUGCUUCAAAGUUGUUGGUCGGGUUGUUCAAGGCGUGUCAUUUCGCUGCCUCCAUUUUCAAACUUCACACAUUAUUUUCACUGUAACUCAUCACCCAAUCAUUCAUACAAAACCCAAAAUCAGCUUGUUGAUUUCUUGGACUACUUACUUCAACAUAGCGGCGUUAAUCUUCAACAACUGAAGCAAAUUCAUGCAAAGAUCGUCAUCUGUUGUUCAUCAAAUUCUUCUUUUAUAGCUGCAAGACUCAUAUCAAUUUAUGCGAAAUUUGGGCUUGUUAAUGAAGCUCAGAAAGUAUUUGAAAACUGCCCAACUGGGUGUUCCUCGAAUUUGUUGUUGUGGAAUUCGAUCUUGAGGGCUAAUGUAUCAAAUGGGAAAUGUGAAGAAGUUUUAAAGCUUUAUAGGAGAAUGCGGGAAUGUGGUAAUUUGGCUGAUGGGUUUGGUUUACCGUUGAUUAUUAGGGCAUGUGGUAUGUUCAGUGACUGGAAAAUUUGCAGCAUGGUGCAUUGUCAUGUUAUGCAAAUGGGCUUUAGAGAUCAUCUUUAUGUUGGUAAUGAAUUGAUGAUUAUGUAUGCAAAGAUUGGGCAUAUGGAUAUCGCACGUAAAGUGUUUGAUGGAAUGUCUGUGAGAACGCAAAUAUCGUGGAACAUUGUACUUUCAGGUUUUGCGCAGAACUUUGACUGUGAUGCUGCUUACAAGACGUUUGUGCUGAUGGAAACUCAGGGGUUUGAACCGAAUUCUGUGACUUGGACAUCGUUGUUAUCUAGUUUUGCUAGGUGUAGACGUCAUGAGGAUGCAUGGAAGAUUUUUGUUUUGAUGAGAAAGAAACAAGUUGAAGCUACUGCUGAGGCAAUUGCUGUAGUAAUAUCAGUUUGUGUUGGUGACAAUGCGAUUGAUAAGUGUAAGACAGUACACGGAUAUGUUAUCAAGGGGGGAUUUGAGAAUAAUUCUAUUGUGAUAAACUCAUUAAUGUGUACGUAUGGGAAAGGUGGUGGUGUUAGACAGGCUGAAUGUCUGUUUUCCGGAUUGCAAUUUAAGACUAUAGUGAGCUGGAAUUCCUUAAUAUCUUGUUAUGCAGAAUCAGGUUUAUGUAACGAGGCAUAUUCUUUAUUUUUGCAGUUGCAAGAGUUAGAUGAUCCAAAGAUGAAACCUAACGUCAUAAGUUGGAGUGCUGUUAUAGGGGCAUUUGCUGUCGCUGAGAGGCAUGAGGAGUCUUUAGAAAUCUUUCGAAGUAUGCAAGUUAAUAGAAUACUGGCCAAUGAUGUUACAAUUUCAAGUGUUUUAUCAGUUUGUUCUGAGCUUUCAAACUUCCAUCUUGGUAUGGAAAUCCAUGGUUAUUCAAUAAGGUUUCUAAUGGAUAAAAACACUUUGGUAGGAAAUGGGUUGGUUAAUGUGUAUAUGAAGUGUGGUAGUCUGCAGAAAGGAAACACAGUAUUCGAAAGAACAGGAGAAAAAGAUUUAAUAUCAUGGAACACAAUGAUUUCUGGAUAUGGAAUGCAUGGACUUGGUACUACUGCCCUAGAAACAUUUGAACAGAUGGUUAGCACUGGAACUAAGCCAGAUGAAGUUACUUUCAUUGCAGUUCUUUCUGCAUGUAGUCAUGCAGGCCUUGUUGAUGAGGGGUAUAAAGUUUUCAAUCAGAUGAAGGAAGUGUUUGGAAUUGAACUACAAAUGGAGCAUUAUGCUUGUAUGGUAGAUCUUCUUGGCCGUGCUGGGCUAUUGCAGCAGGCUAGUGAAAUGGUGCAAACUAUGCCAAUGAGUCCCAAUGCCUGUGUCUGGGGAGCACUACUCAACUCUUGUAAAAUGCAUAAAAACACGGAAGUCGCAGAAGAAACCGCUGCUCAGCUUUUCAACCUUGAGUCUGGGAUUACGGGGAGCUACAUGUUGCUCUGUAAUUUGUAUGCUGUAAAUGGAAGGUGGAAGGAUUCAGCAAAUGUGAGGAUAUCAGCGAAGACACAGGGUUUGAAAAAAGCUCCCGGACAAAGUUGGAUUGAGGUGAAAAAGAAGGUUUACAUGUUCUUAGCAGGACAACCUAUGGACUCAGAGAUGGAAGAUGUUCAUGUAAUGCUUAACAUUCUACGCCUUCAUAUGUCUAGGGAAGGAUGCACACCUCAAAAGAGCUUUGCUUUGCAAUGUGUAGAAGAACAAGAACAAUUUCUGUAUUAGACAUCAUGAAGAAUUAUGUCUAUGCCUGAUGCUGAAAAACUAUGACCUGAUCUCAAAACCCGCCCGAAGCCAUUUUCUGAUAACCAAAGACCUGCCCAAAGCCAUUUGUCAAACUUAUUUGAACGGCUGACCUCCCUUCUGUCUAUGUAUUUCACAGGUCAGCCAUAUACGAGUUUGCUGUGCGGUCACUUCAUUACUCAGGCUUGAGUUGCCAUGUGGGAAGGAGCUAUGAGCUUGUAGAAACUGGGAAAUUAUAAAAGGAGCAAUGGGAAAAGUUGGGUAGGGAGUCAUUCAUGGUUGCUCUGCACAUGAAGGAAAUGAUGUUUUUAAUGAGCUGGAAAUGGUGAAAAUAAUGAAGUUUGGCCGUCUUUGUACCUCAGUUUUGUCACAGACAAGGAAGAAUGUGAAAUAUGUAUCAAGGGAAGUUGCUUUAGAGUAGUGAAAACAAAGUACAACUAGCAUUUGACCCAUGAAACAUCUAGUAACUCUGCAAACCUAAACUCAUGAUGCCUUUCUUUUCCCAGUUAAACUAUUUGUAUCAAGAAAUGAGAAUAGUGAAUGUACACCAUCACUAUAAUUUGGCACAUGAAAUCACGAGUAAACAAGUAAAUCUAAUUUUCUUACUGCCUAUUUAUUACUCACAUAUCUAAAAUUAUCAGUUUUUGUUUUUCCAGUAAAACCAUCUGGAUUCGAACUGCAUGAGCUUUAUGAUGAGUGAAGACCUCAGCAGACGAAUGGAAGCUAGUUUUGCAUACUGAUUGAUUGGUUGACACUUAAAAGAAAGGAAGAACAAAAUAUACACUGCUCGUUGGGAGUUCGGGCAAAAUUGUGAAGUCGGUUGACUUAGAAAUUUCCUCUUGCGGAUCUCUCUACUACAAAAAUUCAGCGCAGUAACAUUUGUGAAGCAGCAGCAGCAACAGCCUGUGCCCUGCAAUAAGCGAGUUGAUGAAGAACGAUAUCCAGCUCUGCUUUGCAAUAAUCAAUGUGGUGUUGCAGGUCUCUGAUAAUACGAUAACAACCACCAACAGGAUCAUUAGCGCGAACGUCAGAUUGGAAGAUGAUGGUCCUCAUUGCCUCGUCCUUCAACGGCUGAUCAAGGUGGCGAAUGAUCUUGGUAAUGCUGCUGACACCAAACAAUUUAUGAGCGUUCAGAAACUGGCGUUGGCGAUCGUGAGGAAAAUAAGGUGCAAGAGCACAAUCAGGGGCACACUUUCUACGUUGGUAUUUGCAGGCAGCACAGGCUUGGCCAGCACCACUAACACGAAGAAGAACGUUCUUGUGAUUGUUAUCGUUGUUGUUAUGAACACGUUUAGUAUACUUGUGAUGAUUGAGAUUAUUAUGAUCACUAAUGAAAGUAUGAGGAGUUUGAUGAUGAUGAUGAUGAAUAGCAAUAUUAUUAUUAUUGGAUGUGCUAAAGGAGGUCAUUUGAUUCUGCAUAUUGUAAUUAUAAUUAUAAGUUUUUUACUAAGUUUGUUUUGACAGGGAGAUUUGUGCUGCGUCUCCGGCGGGGAUGGAGAAAAAGGAUUAGAUUAGAGAUUGCUUUUCUUUUUGAGUUUUCUCCCUUCUUUUCUCUUUAGCCAAUGUAACCAACUUACACCAAAUGAGAGGCUCAUAAACUUUUGAUAUAAUUAAAUUAUAACGUGUAUUUUUGUAGUUUAAUCUCUAUUUCUCUCUCUACACACAUACACAUAAUUAAAAAUUGAUAUGUAAUAUUAAUGGAUAAAAUGAAAAAAAGAAAUGGUCAAAUUAUAUUAGGGGUUCUCAAUGCAUAUCAUGAAGUGUGUAUAGAAGGGAAGGCUUUAUUGUGAUUUGUGGAUGUGAUUACUUCUCAUUACUUUAAGAUCUUCCUACUUAUAUCAUAACACAAUAGGAUCACAAUGUAAUCUUUAAAAGUCUUGUUUAGGGAGAAAUUAUUCUCCCAAUAAGUUUUUAGAUGAAUUCGCCAAAUCAUAUCAAUAAUGUGUUCUUUAGUAUAUUUGUCUUAUCGUUUUCAAACUGUUAGCUUCUCCAUGGCAGCUUCUCAAUUUCCAACCCACCAAAAUGAAGGGAGUAAUAACUUGAACAACAAUAUAAUUAUGGAACCAAAGACCAUGCACAUUUUGUCCUUUAAAAAAAAAAAAAAAAAAAUUAAGUAUGCAUAUACUGCGUUAUUUCUAAUAAACAAUACUCCAUAUUCACAAAUAGAAUUCUUAAUACCGUGAGUAUAUGUGCAACACGACCAAUUGUUAAGCUUGAUUGAAGGUUCCAUGACUAUUCUAUUCUCA
Capsicum annuum is the source of this 4517-nucleotide messenger RNA. Its product is annotated as putative pentatricopeptide repeat-containing protein At1g17630. NCBI's taxonomy places the organism in Eukaryota, Viridiplantae, Streptophyta, Magnoliopsida, Solanales, Solanaceae. Bases 91 to 2253 code for a protein of 720 amino acids. Gene Ontology annotation, molecular function: protein binding; RNA binding. The record is from RefSeq and is a predicted model, not a curated record. Gene Ontology annotation, biological process: RNA modification. The transcript has 4 exons.